Helobdella robusta is the source of this 384-nucleotide messenger RNA. RefSeq lists its product as hypothetical. The record is from RefSeq and is a predicted model, not a curated record. Lineage: Eukaryota; Metazoa; Annelida; Clitellata; Rhynchobdellida; Glossiphoniidae. The coding region runs from base 1 to 384 and encodes 127 amino acids. The transcript is spliced from 2 exons.
AUGCACAGAUUGUAUGAACACAUUGUUACUUUUAUUGAAAAGUUAAAGUUAGUUCAGAAACAGAUGGUUCAGAAAAAAGUAACACAUUGCGCAAAUCUUUCCACAAGACCUGUGGACACAGUGCAGCAUGAAAAGUACAAUGAACUACUUGUCAAACUGAUCGAUGAUUUCCAGCAAAGGUUCCAGGAUUUUAAAAAGCACAAUGACUUUAUGAUAUUGCUAAGUAACCCAUUUAAUGUUGACCCCACUGAUGCUGCUGAUACCAAAUACCAAAUGGAGCUAAUUGAUCUUCAGAAUAACAAUAUUUCCAGAUCUCACAAAUUGAAUUGCAUACUCUUGAUAUUAAAGAGGAAUGAGAGUGAAAAACGUGGAAAUGAGUUGUAA